AUGAUAGCUAUUGAUGAAAUAAAAUAUGAGUUUUGUAUAUUAGGAAGAGAAUCAAAUUUCAAAAUUGUUAAAAGACUUGGAUUAAAAAAAGAUGAGAAACCAAAGUUCUUUAAUUCAUUAUGGAAGAUUUUCUUCGCUGCACCUAUAGUUUAUGAUAAAUUUUUAAGUGGUUCAGAAACUGAUGAUAAAGAAAAUAUUGAUAAUCUUUCAAUUUUUAAUCAUGCAUUUAAAUCUAUCCGUUUCCAAUCUAUUAAAGAAAUCAAAGAUGAUGAAUUCCUUAGAAAUAUCAAAGAAUUAGAAUUAGUUAUCCAGUAUUCUUUAAAUAAAAUGGGUGAAAGAGAGGUUAAAAAAGGAAUUGAAUCAUUACUUGGUAGUCUCAGCACUUAUGGUAGAUGUAUAAGCAUCUGGGAUCAAGACAUAAGAUAUAGAUCAGAAGUUAUGGAAAGUUUAAUUAUGGAACCAAUGUUUAGAUUUAUUCAUUAUUUAUUUUCAAUUGAUGAUGAAUAUCAUUUCCAUUAUGAUAAAUAUGAUCAGAUGAUUAACAAAACAAAACCAAGUUGGGAAUUUUCUAAAUUAUUACCUGAAAAUAAAGAUGAUAAUUUUGCUAAAUUAUCAAGAAUUUUCCGUGAAGUUGUACCAUUUCAAAUCUUUUCAAAAUUUAAUAGUUAUAUAAUUAGUAAUUUCAAUAAUAGUUUAUAUUUUGAAUAUCCAUUAAAAGAUGGUGAAUGGGAAAGUGAUAAUGACGAAGAAGUCAUACUUGAUGGUGCUCCAGUGAGGUAUAAAUUAUUUGAUAAUGGAGCUAAUCCAGCUGAUUCUAUUUCAUUACAAUUAUUAUUAAUGUUGAAGAUUUAUGAUACCAUUAGAAAAGAAUUAUGUACAGAUUCAUGGUUAAAAGAUUCUAAUGGAAAUGAUUUAUUAACUACAGAUGAAACGGCAGAUCCAAUAGGAUAUAUAGUUCAAGAUCCUAGAAAGAUAAGAUCUUCAAAAAGAUUAAAGAUUAAAAGGGAAUUGGAAAGUAUCAAGAUUUUUGAUCCAACGAAAUUAUUCCCAACUAAUGUCAGUUUACAAACUUCAAAUUAUGAAUUAUUAGAAGAAUAUUCAUAUUUCCAUGGUAUAAAACUCAAGAUUGAAAGCUCAGAUAUCUUUAAAAGUAAUAAUUCAAACAUUUCGAAUAAAGUAUUCUUCAAAAUGUUUGAUUUAGCAAAUUUAAAAUAUUUACAAUGGUAUAGAUACAUUGUUGGUACGCCAUCUUAUAAAAAAGAUGCUAAAAUUUUUACUCAAUCAGAAAUUAAUGUAUUAUCUACGAUAGAUUAUGAAUACGUCAAAGAUUUUAAUUGGAUUUUAGAAGUCUUGAAAGAGAGUUAUAUUAAAGAAAUUACGGCUUUGAAAAGGAUUAAUCAUUGGAAUUCAACCCAUGGGAAAGAUGAUCAAAUUAAUUCACCAAGAUUAUUACAAUAUGGUUGGACUUAUCUUGAAUUAUUAUCAUCAAAAGGUGAAGUAGAAUAUUCAUAUUGGGGGUCAUUCAUCUGUACAGAAUAUCUUGAAUUCAUAAAAGAUGAUCAAUAUGAAAAAAAUUCAAAGCGGGAAAAGAACUUGAAGAAACAAAUUGAAAUUCUUUCCAAAGCAGGGAUUGAUCAUAAUGAUAUAAAAGCGGAUAAUUAUUGUUUUGAUGAAUUUGAUAAUGCAUAUUUGGUUGAUUAUGGUGAAUGUAUUAUUGAUGAGAAUCGAUAUCUUGAAGGUUAUGACCUUGAAAAGAUUGAUCCAGAUGAGAAGUGGCUCUAG
Messenger RNA from Hansenula ciferrii, 1782 nucleotides. RefSeq lists its product as uncharacterized. The record is from RefSeq and is a predicted model, not a curated record. The transcript is spliced from 3 exons. Bases 1 to 1782 code for a protein of 593 amino acids. Lineage: Eukaryota; Fungi; Ascomycota; Saccharomycetes; Phaffomycetales; Wickerhamomycetaceae. Gene Ontology annotation, molecular function: protein kinase activity. Gene Ontology annotation, biological process: protein phosphorylation.